CUUCUUCUUCAUCCUCCUCAUCCUCAUCCUCAUCACCCGCCUCAGCAGCAGCUUCAUCGGCAGCGGGAGCAGAGGCAGAGCCCGUCGACGACGUGGAAGGCAAAUAAACUGGAUCCAUCUCCACUUCGAGGAGGAAGAUGGAGAAAUGGGAGUUGCAGUCGGGCAAAUGCAAUCAAAUCUGGCAAAAUCCGCAUUUAUGACACACAUCUCUUCUAGAUGCAUCACAGGAACUAAUUAAAGAACACAAGACUAGCCUGUUUGACACUCUGAAAUCAUGGACAGAGCUUCAUCUUCACUUCAGUAUGGAUCAAAGAAGCAGGUCAAGAUCCACCCAAACACGGUGACGGUGAAAUACGCCACUCACUUCCCCCAGCCUGGUGACGAAGGGUACGAUGAUGCACCAUCCUUUGAGGACUUUGGUUCCUUUGCAGAAGCUAAUGCUGGAAAGAGACUGGUGUCAGACGCUAAAGGAGGAAGGACUUUCUUUGGUACCAUGGAGACUCAGCCUAAGCAGCCAAGUGUGCAAAGAGACAAGGGGGUUGAGGGCCAGCUGGCUAGCUUUGGUGAGGCUAAUGUCUUGGCCUCUAGGGUGACCUGGAUGGCCUUGUUUGGGGCAGCUGUGGCUCAUGGCUGUGUUUCGCUGAUUACUCGUCUAGCAGCGGACCGCUCUAAAGUCCCCUCUCUUGAGCUACUUUUCAUCCGCUCCGUGAUCCAAGUGUUGUCCAUCCUGGUGGUCCUCUACUACCACGAGGCCCCCUUUGGGCCCAGAGGCUACCGACUUCGUCUCUUCUUCUACGGUGUCUGCAACGUAAUCUCAAUCACUUGCGCCUACACGUCCUUUGCCAUAGUACCCCCUAGCAACGGCACCAUCAUGUGGCGUGCCUCCACCACGGUCUUCAGCGGCAUACUGGCCUUCCUGCUGUUGGACGAGAGGCUGAGCUACACGGAUGUGGUCACGGUGGUGGGAAGCGUGUUCGGCCUGUGCCUCGUCAUGGUGCCAAAUGUAGCGGAUGAGGAAAAGUCCAGGCUGGGGUUUUGGAAGGAGGCCUUUGGCUACACCAUGACAGUGAUGGCGGGAUUGACCGCGGCCCUCUCCAUGAUCAUCUACAGAGCCAUCAAGGAGCGUGUCAGCAUGUGGACGGCUCUCUUUACCUUCGGGUGGACGGGCACGGUGUGGGGAGCCUCCACCAUGUUUGUCAUGCAGGAGCCUAUUAUCCCUUUGGAUGGGGAGACCUGGGGCUAUUUAAUUGGGAUCUGUAUCUGCUCCACAGUGGCAUUCCUCGGAGUGUAUUAUGCUCUGAAUAAGUUCCAUCCAGCCUUAGUUAGCACCGUGCAGCACCUGGAGAUCGUGAUCUCCAUGUUUCUGCAGCUGAUUGUGCUGAGGAUGAUCCCGUCUGUGUAUGACGUCAUCGGAGGGCUGGUCAUCAUGGUCAGCGUGUUCACUCUAACAGGAGUCAAGCUGUACAGAGUGAGCCGAGCAAUCCGGCAGGAUUAUCAAGAGAUCCUGGACUCGCCUAUCAAAUGAACUGACGCACGUCAGUCUACUUGUUUACAGUGUUGCUUGGUUGUGCAAUUUAAAGAAUGUCUGGAUCUUUUGAUUUUGUAAUGUUGUGCUGUCAAACGAGUGCCAUUUGUGUAACUGAUGUCUUAAUAUUUAUGUGUGAAUUAAAAGACAGUUGUACUAUUGUGACCAUUCCCCUCUGUUGGCGCUGCUUCGAUGUCGAACUAUCGCAGGCAGAAAAAAAAUGCGUCAAAACUCAACUGUAAGAUCAAACGUGGUCCUUUGUUGUCACACUGCCAAAUUUGUGUAAAUGUCAGCCAAGAAAGCAUUCAUUCUCAUCCAAAUAAACACAUGAACAAAGGG
This is a messenger RNA of Nothobranchius furzeri (turquoise killifish), 1864 nucleotides long. RefSeq names its product solute carrier family 35 member G2b (gene slc35g2b). The record is from RefSeq and is a predicted model, not a curated record. Gene Ontology annotation, cellular component: membrane. NCBI's taxonomy places the organism in Eukaryota, Metazoa, Chordata, Actinopteri, Cyprinodontiformes, Nothobranchiidae.